Molecule: messenger RNA, 1460 nt
Organism: Choloepus didactylus (southern two-toed sloth)
Lineage: Eukaryota; Metazoa; Chordata; Mammalia; Pilosa; Megalonychidae
Gene: ETFBKMT
Product: electron transfer flavoprotein subunit beta lysine methyltransferase
Exons: 4
Coding region: 291-1091 (266 amino acids)
Biological process (GO): peptidyl-lysine trimethylation
Cellular component (GO): mitochondrial matrix
Molecular function (GO): protein-lysine N-methyltransferase activity
Source: RefSeq, a predicted model, not a curated record
UGCUGGGAAGGCAGAAGCAGGCGGAGCCGAGCGCGGAGCCACCAGCCGGCCCCGCCUCCUCCGCGCUGGUCUCCGCCUGGGGAAGCGGAAGCCGGAGGCGCCGAGGCAAAGAACGCGCGGAAACGAGUCGCUGAGCCGACUGCCUGCCUGCCUUGCUUUGCUUUAAGAUCUGCGGUCUUAGCGGAGCCAGACCAGGGAUUCAGCUGAGGUCAAGUUGGGAGCCAGACCCUGUUCUUUCCCCAUGGGGAGCAACCCUUAUCAACGGCAACACGUGUCCUGGAAAAAGCCUGAUGGCUUUGAGCCUGGGUUGGAAAGUAUUCGUACUAUUUCCCGCAAACUGCUGUAGUUUCCUUCCAAAGACUGUGAGAAGCAGUGGUCUUUCCUUGUUUCCUUGGGGCCACUGCCCCUGGAGAGGAGCUGGAAGCUUUUUGGACUCUGAGAUGAAAGCUUUCCUGGAAGAAAACACUGACGUCACCAGCAGUGGCAGCCUCACCCCUGAGAUCCAGUUGCGGCUUUUGACCCCUAGAUGCAGGUUCUGGUGGGAAAGAGCUGACCUGUGGCCCUACAGUGAUCCUUACUGGGCAAUCUACUGGCCAGGAGGCCAAGCCUUAUCUAGGUAUCUUUUAGAUAAUCCUGACACCGUCAGAGGAAAAUCUGUAUUAGAUCUUGGGAGUGGAUGUGGAGCUACAGCUAUUGCUGCUAAAAUGAGUGGGGCAUCCAGGAUCUUGGCCAACGACAUAGACCCUCUUGCAGGAAUGGCUGUUACACUAAAUUGUGAAUUGAACCAACUGAAUCCUUUUCCCAUUUUAACCCAAAACAUUUUGGAUUUAGAACAAGGUAAGUGGGACCUUGUUCUUCUUGGAGAUAUGUUUUAUGAUGAAGACCUUGCAGACAGUCUUCAUCAAUGGCUGAAGAAGUGCUUUUGGACCUACAAAACUCGAGUACUGAUUGGUGACCCUGGGCGACCCCAAUUCAGUGGACACAGCAUUCAGAAUCAACUGCACAAAGUAGUAGAAUAUUCGCUUCCAGAGCCUACUAGGCAGGAAAACAAUGGACUGACGACAAGCACAGUGUGGGACUUUCAGCCUUAAGUUCUCAAAGUGCUCCUAAGUAUGGAUAUAGCCAUGUUUGAGUUUAACCCUAAGAGUCUUCCCCAUAAGGUCUGUCUUCCAGUUGAAAAACUAUAAUUACUAUUGAAUGGCAAAUCUUGUUUCCAGAAUAUGAAGGGUUAAAAUUUUGUCAGCUUUUGUUGUGUAACUAAUUCUGCUAUUCUUUUCAUGCCAAUUGCAAUUUUUUUCCCUAGUUUUAUUGCUGUAGGAAUAUGAUUAUAUAAGGCAAUACAUAAUGGUGCUACCAUGUAAUUUAAGUCAUGAAGAGAAACUAGAUAUUGUAGCAGAAUUUUUUUUUGUACUUGAGAACAAGUAUGAAUUGAAGAAAAUACAUGUGAACAAAAUAUAAAA